AUGAUCGAUACAACCCCUAUACCUAAGUUCCUUUAAUAAGAAUUUGAAUGCUCUUUGUGCUUAACUUUCUUAACUAAUCCAAUAACCAUCCCUUGUGGACAUACAUUUUGUAAGGAAUGCAUCUCAAAUGCAGUCAAAUAGAUUCCACGUUGUCCAACAUGCAGGUUUUAAAAUUUCUUUAAUUUUAGAGGUACAAUCACAAUAGAGAUAAAGAAUUUAAAAGAAAAUUUAUUAAUUAAGUCUACAGUCAAUGAAUUGAAAAAGCAUCUGAGCAUCGCUGAUAAUCCUUAAAAAUAGCAAAUAGAAAAUAAAGAGGAAAAUAAUUAAUAAUCUGAAAAAUUAAUCAUCCUGUAUACAAAAGAAGUUAUUACACCAUAUUAAUAUCAAAGAAUUGUUUUAGAAAAGGGAUAAUUCAAAAGUUUCCCAAAAAAUUAAGAAUUAAUUAAAUAGAUAUUUAGUAACAUUAAAAAAUUCGUUAUAACAUUCUAAUCUAAACAAAAUUAAGAUAUUGGAUACUUGGCACAAUUGUAGCUGGUGUAAAUUAUUGAUGGAUAAAUAACUGCAUAAAUAUUGACAGAGGAUAUUGUUGAACUAUCAAACAAAGAAUAAACAGAGUUUUAAUUAAAUAAUGAUGGGUAAAUUAAAUAUUUUCUUCCAAUUGCUACUGCCAAAAUACUACAAGAGGAUUAUAUAGAUUUAAAUGACAACGAUACUUCUUAUCAAAUUUCAACCUUAAUUUAGUAAAUUAAAGAUGUUUUGCUCCCAUUCAUUUAAUAAUUAAGUAAUGGCUAAAGUGGAUUAUCAUUAUAUUUACAUCAAAGUGGGUUAGUAAUAUUGGAAAUCAUUAAAAAGGCUAUCAUUUUUACUACCUAGUCUAUUAAAUAUUGA
Molecule: messenger RNA, 888 nt
Organism: Paramecium tetraurelia
Lineage: Eukaryota; Ciliophora; Oligohymenophorea; Peniculida; Parameciidae
Exons: 3
Source: RefSeq, a predicted model, not a curated record